AUGCCUAGGCAACCGCCACCACCAUUGCCGCAGCAGCCUGCUGUCAUGGAGCAGGUGAUAUGGCAAGCUUGUGCAGGAGCUGUCGGCGAAAUCCCGAAGCCAAAUUCUAUAGUUUACUACUUCCCUCAAGGACAUUUGGAUCAAGCCUCUUCGGCACCGGGAAAUCUCUCCCCUUAUCUUCUGAGCAGACCCUGCGUUCGCUGCAGCACCACCUCGGUUCAAUUUCUCGCCGAUCCUUUUACCGACGAGGUUUUCUCCAAGAUGACUCUCCAACCUGUCGCUGAUAACUAUGUUGGGGAACCCUUACCUAUUGCUGCUCCCGCUCCCCUGCGAAACGACGACAAGGAGAUCGUUUCUUUCGCCAAGAUUCUCACACCAUCUGAUGCUAACAACGGCGGGGGCUUCUCCGUGCCGAGGUUCUGCGCGGACUCCAUCUUCCCGCCGCUAGACUUCCAGGCAGACCCGCCCGUGCAGAACCUUUCCGUCACUGAUGUCCAUGGCUUCACCUGGGAGUUCCGCCAUAUCUACCGUGGAACUCCGCGCCGCCACUUGCUCACCACCGGCUGGAGCACUUUUGUCAACAACAAGAAGCUUGUCGCCGGGGACUCCGUCGUGUUCAUGAGAAAUGCCGCAGGACGUUUGUUCGUCGGAAUUCGCCGUGCCACGCGCUUCUCUCCGGGGAAGAGCUGCGGCGGAGGCGCGAAGCUCAGGUUAAUUGAGGAGGAGGGGGAGGAGGAAGAAGAGGAGGAGGAGGAAGAUGAAGAGAAGGCGAGGGAGGUUUUCUCGAGGGAUGGGAAGGGGAAGCUGUCGGCGAAGGUGGUUGCGGAGGCGGCGGAGUUGGCAGUGCGGAACAUGCCGUUUGAGGUUGUUUAUUAUCCCAAGGCUGGUUGCUCUGAGUUUGUCGUGAACAGUGAGGCUGUGGAUGAAUCCAUGAGGAAACCAUGGAGCGCUGGAGUGAGAGUGAAGAUGUCUAUGGAGACCGAUGAUUCGUCUAGGAUGACAUGGUUUCAGGGUACGGUCUCUGCUAUCUCAUCGCACGAUAAUGGCCAAUGGCGCGAUUCUCCUUGGCGCAUGCUUCAGGUUACAUGGGAUGAACCUGAAGUAUUGCAGAAUGCAAAGUGGGUUAGCCCUUGGCAGGUGGAAAUUGUUUCUACCGCACCUGCACUUCAUUCAGAAUUUCCCCUAGCAAAAAGGUUUAGAACUGCUCAUGGUUCUGGGGUCUUUACUGAUGGAGAGAGAGAGCCCUUUUCUAUGACCAGAUUCACUAAUUCAUCAAUGGGACACAUGAAUCAGGCAUGGUGGGGUUAUAAUACUUUUCCUGCUGGCAUGCAGGGAGCCAGGCAUGAUGUAUUUUCUGCAUCAAGUUUUUCCAAUUAUCCAAGGGACAUGUCUCGUCUGUGUAUGGGUAAUUCCUUAGGGCACAAUUCAUUUCCAGGGGUGAACACUUUGUCAACUGAACUAAAUGUUGGCAGCUCUCCAUCUGAUGAAUUGUCACCUGAUAGUCGUAAUAGUCUCCAUUCCUGUGUCCUAGACCCUGUUGAGAAACACAACAGCAACUCAAUAAAACCUGUGUCUAAUUCAUUUCAGCUAUUUGGUGCAACCAUUUUGAAACCUGCUCAAAAUGGUUUGUCAGGUACUGGUGACACAGGAGAUAAAAGCCUUGACAGAUGA
This is a messenger RNA of Sphenostylis stenocarpa, 1671 nucleotides long. NCBI's taxonomy places the organism in Eukaryota, Viridiplantae, Streptophyta, Magnoliopsida, Fabales, Fabaceae. The record is from the annotation of a GenBank genome assembly.